GCGGCAUGGUGAAAACUUGAUGUUCACAAUUAUUUUGAUGUUGGUACCUAAGAAGAUCUAAAAGUUUGCAAUAAUAAAUAAUUUUAUAAUAUUAAAAUAAAAAAUAUUUAGAAGAAUUAAAUAAUGGGUUCAAGAAUUAUAACACUAGAAGCCUUAACGUUCCAAAAGAUCUUUAAAAAUUUUUACAAAUCAAGCAUUCCACAGAUUAUGUUGUGUAGGACACAUACCUUUACAUUCUCUGGCCUUUGGUUUUUAUGGCCUACAAAUGCAAACAAAAAUAGUUCAAAUGUAAAGGAAAUUAAUUUAAUUCCAUCCAUAACAGAAAUGGCUGACAAAACAUUUGAGAUGGGUAAAUACGAGGAAAGUUACAAUUUACUCAUAAAAUAUAAGAUUCAAAAUGAUGUAGAAAUAAAGUGGAGGAUAUGCCGUGCUCUGUACAAUAUGGCAAAAGAUCCAAAAUACAACAAAAAAAUUAAAAAUGAAUUAAUUUCUCAAGCUUAUGACAUUAUAGUUGAGGAAGUUCAAACUAACUCAAAUAAUUAUGCUAUUCAAAAAUGGUAUGCUUUAAUAUUGGAUGCUAGAAGCUCUAAUGAAGGUAUCCAAACAAAAAUAGAAGAAUUAGAGAAUGUCAAGAGACACAUGGAUCUAGCUGUUAAAUUAAAUCCAAGUGAUGCUGGUCUUUUACAUAUGCUAGGUGAAUGGUGUUACCAGAUAACAGAAUUGCCAUGGCAUCAAAGAAAAACCGCUGAUGCUAUUUUUGCUAAGCUACCCCAUUCUACGUAUGAAGAUGCACUUCAGUAUUAUUUAAAAGCGGAGGAAGCACAGCCAAGAUUUUACAGUAUUAAUCUUCUCAGAAUUGGUCGUUGUUACCUUAAGCUUAAAAAAGAAGAUCAGGCAAAAUAUUAUCUCAAAUUAGCUGCAAGUUACCCUGCAAAAUCUGAUGAUGAUCAUCGAGCAAAUAAAGAAGCGACAGAGUUGUUAAAAAAAUUAAAAUAAUGAUUAAAUAUUUGCUUAAAGUAUGACAUACAUUCCAGAAGUGGAUAUACAAGGGGAAGUAAGGUUAUUAUUAUAAAUGUUCAUUGUUUGAAUGAUUGAUUGAUUCAACUGUAACAUCCCACUGCUGGGCAUGGGCCUCUUUCUCACCCUCUUUCUGCCUUCACCCCCUUUUUUCUCGCCCUAUUUCUUUGAGCUGUUUGCAAUAAAAUUGUUAGUUUUA
Molecule: messenger RNA, 1216 nt
Organism: Melitaea cinxia (Glanville fritillary)
Lineage: Eukaryota; Metazoa; Arthropoda; Insecta; Lepidoptera; Nymphalidae
Product: regulator of microtubule dynamics protein 1-like
Exons: 4
Coding region: 124-996 (290 amino acids)
Cellular component (GO): spindle microtubule; mitotic spindle pole; cytoplasm
Molecular function (GO): microtubule binding
Source: RefSeq, a predicted model, not a curated record